Molecule: messenger RNA, 1902 nt
Organism: Capronia coronata CBS 617.96
Lineage: Eukaryota; Fungi; Ascomycota; Eurotiomycetes; Chaetothyriales; Herpotrichiellaceae
Product: electron-transferring-flavoprotein dehydrogenase
Exons: 2
Coding region: 1-1902 (633 amino acids)
Biological process (GO): electron transport chain
Cellular component (GO): mitochondrial inner membrane
Molecular function (GO): iron-sulfur cluster binding; electron-transferring-flavoprotein dehydrogenase activity
Source: RefSeq, a predicted model, not a curated record
AUGGCUUCCAAACAUGUCAGCAAACCUCUGCUGAGGCUCGCCUCGCCAACCCAGCCAUGUCGCUCUUUUUCCGGACCGGCAGCAUCAUUGUUGAACACGAACGUAUACCCCGCACAACGAAGAGCUGCCCUCCGUACCACGAGACCCGUCUUUGUCGCUGGGCAGAGGCGAGCUAUCUCUGCCAGCCUGCAGCGCCGAUACGCCGACGUGGAUGAGGGAUUCGACCCUGCGACAGUCGAGCGAGAGUCGGAUGAAGUCGAUGUGUGCAUUGUCGGCGCCGGACCCGCUGGUUUGAGCGCUGCCAUCCGUUUAAAGCAACUGGCCAACGAGACGGGCAAUGAAGAGUUUCGAGUGGUCGUGUUGGAAAAGGCGGGGGAGGUGGGCGCACACAUCCUGUCUGGCAACGUGCUGGAGCCGCGGGCGAUCAAUGAACUCAUCCCAGACUGGCUGGCCGAGGACAAUGAGAACAGGUUUACAGGCGCCACGCCCGCCGGCUCCGACAAGAUGCGAUUCUUGACCAAGACGAGUGCCAUUCCCUUACCGGCUCCUCCACAGAUGCACAACAAAGGCAACUACAUCAUCAGUCUGAGUCAGUUCACCAAAUGGCUCGGCGAGCGGGCCGAGGAGUUGGGCGUGGAAAUAUACGCGGGUUUUGCUGCCGCUGAGAUAUUGUACAACAGUGAAGGAGCUGUCAAGGGCGUUGCGACCAACGACCAAGGUGUAGGUCGUGAUGGGAAAGCAAAGUCCAACUUUGAACGAGGCAUGGAGUUUCAUGCCCGGUUGACGUUACUGGCCGAGGGUUGCCAUGGCAGUCUGACCAAGCAAGUCUCGAAGAAGUUUGAUCUGAGACGAGACUGUCAGCCGCAGACAUACGGCCUGGGAGUAAAGGAAGUGUGGGAGGUCCAGCCCGAAAAGUUCAAGAAAGGCGACAUCGCUCAUACCAUGGGCUACCCCUUGUCCCGAGAUACGUAUGGCGGAGGUUGGAUGUACCACUUCGGCGAGAACCUGGUGAGUUUGGGAUUGGUCGUUGGGCUGGACUAUUCCAACCCUUGGAUCUCGCCCUACGGCGAAUUCCAGCGGAUGAAGCUGCAUCCGUUCUACAAAUCCGUACUGGAAGGCGGCAAAUGUAUCGCCUACGGAGCGCGGGCGCUCAAUGAGGGCGGCUUUCAGUCGAUACCGAAAUGUGCUUUCCCUGGCGGCGCGUUGAUCGGGGACACUGCAGGAUUUCUCAACGUGCCCAAGAUCAAGGGGACGCACACUUCCAUGAAAUCAGGUAUGCUGGCGGCCGAGGCAGCAUACGAUGCCCUCGGCGCCAACAAGGAAGCCAGUACCAUUUUUCUGUACAACUACGAGGAUGCGCUGCGAGAGAGCUGGAUUUGGCCGGAGCUCAAGGCUGUCCGGAAUCUGAGACCGUCCUUCCACAACCCACUCGGCAUUUACGGGGGGAUCAUGUACUCGGGACUCGAGGCAUUCCUGUUCCGCGGCAUGAUGCCUUGGACGUUGAAGCACAAGAAGCCCGACUGGGCCAACACAAAACCAGCCGACCAAUGCCAGAAGAUCGAGUAUCCGAAGCCAGAUGGCGAAAUCACCUUUGACAUCCUGACCAGCGUGUCGCGGACGGGCACCAACCACGAGGAAGAUCAACCAGUGCACUUGCAGGUCAAGGAUUGGGAUGAACACGCUCGGAAAGAAUGGCCCAAAUACAAGGGCGUGGAGAAUCGGUUUUGUCCUGCUGGCGUGUACGAGUAUGUGGAGGAUGACACGAAGGAUAUUGGAGUGCGGUUCCAGAUCAACGCUCAGAACUGCAUUCAUUGUAAGACAUGCGAUAUCAAGGUGCCAGAUCAGGACAUCAAUUGGCAAACUCCACAAGGUGGUGAAGGCCCAAGCUACAGUAUCACUUGA